Molecule: messenger RNA, 7802 nt
Organism: Lacerta agilis (Sand lizard)
Lineage: Eukaryota; Metazoa; Chordata; Lepidosauria; Squamata; Lacertidae
Gene: PCNX3
Product: pecanex 3
Exons: 35
Coding region: 995-7495 (2166 amino acids)
Cellular component (GO): membrane
Source: RefSeq, a predicted model, not a curated record
UCUACACUUUUCAUAUAUCUGCGAUCCCGUCAAGAGCGACACCCCCAUCCAUGCUCUCCCUCUUGACCCUUCCCUUUUACUUCCUGCCUGCAAGGGGGAAACAGGAGAGGAUAGCGCAUGCGCGGUGCCGUGGCUGCUGCUCCUGCUGCUUCUCGGGCUCCUCUUCCGGCCUCCCCAGCCCCUGAGUAGGCUGAGGUACCGGGAGCCCCUCUCUGCUCAGGCGAAGUAGGGCUGACCUUUGACUCCGGAAGUGCACUGGACUUUGACUCCCCUUUAUAAUUUUUGGAGGGGGGGGCGGCCGUUCUCCGGCUUAAUUUUGCUCUAUACUUACCCAAGGGGCCCCCUAGCAAUUUCGGGGCUGUUUCUUCCCGCCUCGGCUAGCACCCCCAGUUAGCACCCCCAGGGGCCACUUCCGGUGCAGGCUGGCUUGGUUUUGGGGUUCCUGUCGUCACUAGUUAGUGUUUUGGAGCAGCUUGUGCCAUAUCGAGCGUGGUCCCAUUUUGCCGUCGUCCUCCCUCCUCCCCCCAUUCCAGAGGCGCAGGAGUCCCACUGCAGCCCUUGCGAAGAUCCACCAAGGUGUCCUGGCGGAGCCCCAUCAUUUGAAGUCAAUAUGGCAUGAGUCUCCAUAGUGAGCCUCCAUAGUGGAGAUAGUGGAGAAAGAAGCUUCUCCACAGUGGAGGUUGGGGAGGGGAGGGGAUGGUUGCCCUGAGCGGGAGGGGGGGUAUAGUGGUGUGGUGAACCUGCCUUGCUGAAUGGGGAGCAUGGGCCUUUGGUGAAUCGCCCCCCUCUCCCCACCCCGCUGCUAUAGGAAAGGGUUUGUAGAGUGAGCUGAAGUAAGACCCAAAAGUGGGGAGGAGAGGGUUCUGGAUUCCCCAGGCCUUGUGGAUCAUGGGCCUCAAGCUGCCUUGAUGAAGGAAUCUGUGAGUGCCAGCUGUGCAGUGGUGUUCCCUGAGGAGGAGGAGGAAGAAGAGGAAGAGGCGGCCCCACCGUGGACAUGGGGUCGCAGGUCCUGCAGAUCCUACGCCAGGGCGUCUGGGCUUCACUGACCGGUGGCUGGUUCUUUGACCCGCACCAGAGCACCUUCUCCAACUGCUUCCACCUCUAUACUUGGAUCUUCCUGCUCAUCUUCCCUUUCCUGCUGUACAUGGUGAUGCCUCCCAGUAUCGUGGUGGCAGGUGUCUACUGUGCGGUGGUUGCCACCUUCUUCACCACAGUCAAGACCAUCAACUACCGCCUGCACACCAUGUUUGAUCAGGGUGAGAUUGUGGAGAAGAACUCUGCACUUGCGGAGGGUGCCAAGGCCGAUGAUGGUGCUGCAGUGGACGAGGGGAACUUGGCCAGAGACCCUGGCGGGGUGGAGAUGACAGUGUUUCGGAAGGUCAGCUCCACACCUCCGGUGAGAUGCAGUUCCCAACACUCUGUGUUUGGCUUCAACCAGGUCAUGGAUCUGCUGCCCCACUUGGAGGACGGGAGGCCUAUAAGAGACAUCAAAGAACUCGUGCGUGAGCAAGGCAGCAACAACGUCAUUGUCACGGCAGCUGACCGGGACAUGCUCCAGCACUGUGCCCCCGAGAACCGUGCCAGUGAUGUCAGGAUGGUUUCUGCUGAUGUGGAAGGUGCAAGCGGUAGCCUGCUGCCUCUUCCCAAGGCAGAGCCCCCACCUGCUGGGAGGAAGCAGCCUCCCUCCCUCCCAAUGCAGACUUCCCUGCAGAGCACAGAUUCCUCGGAGCAGUCUCCCCCUGCCGGGGCAGGGUCCCGGGCCCCACCGCGCUGGACCGCCAGCGAGUCGGAGAGCAUGGGGGACACACCGCUGAGCCCUCUAAUCAAGAGCAGCUUGAGCGAGGAGCUCAGCCAGAGCUUCCUGAGCCUGGCGUUGCCAGAGGCUGGGGGUCAUGGCCGCCGCGAAAAGCGCUGCUCCGGAACAGACUACCAGCCCUUGGAACCCCGCCCGGAGCGGCCCCUCAAGGCCGGCUCUUCGGACAGCUGCUUCAGCGGCACCGACAAAGAGACCCCCAGCACUCUGAGCAGCUACCGCAGCGAGAAGACCAACUCCACGCACUUGGACAGCCCCUCGCUCGGCCCCGGCCCUGGAGACGGGGCGCGGGGAGACGAGGGCGGGCCCGGCAUAUCCCCACCCCCCGACGGCGGCAGUGACACGGACGCCCUCUCUGACAGUGAGCUGCUGCGCUCCCCUGAGCUGGGCCUCCUCGGGGAGCUGAGCUUUGACACGCAGAACACCCUCAACUCCCUGGAGACGGUCAAGGGCGACGGCGAGCUGUGGGGGUGCCCCGAGCCGGAGCAAGUGGUCCGGCCGAAGGAGCUGGGCCUCAAGGGCCGGCGGCGCCUCUCCCGCAAGCACGGCAGCUCGUACCUGCCCAUGCGCACCCUCCUGGACAGCAAGGCUUACGCCGAGGGCUUUUUCGCCGACGAGGACUCGAGCGACUGCAGCGACCUGAGCCGGGCUUCCAGCUUGCACUCCCAGCACAACUACAGCACUGACACCUCUUCCAGCACUUCCUGCUACUCUCCCGAGCGCCACCCACCCGCCCAACACGGCAAGCAGUGCCUCCCCUCUGCCGAGGCCAAGCCCCCGCCCCCUCUGCCCCCUGAAGGCGCCACCCUCCCUCCCCAACAUUCCCACUACGCCCAGCGCUCUGGGAGCACGGCCAGCGCCAAAACCCACGCCCGUGUCCUCAGCAUGGACGGGAGCCACAUGGAAGUGAAGCCCGCGGGCUGCCUCACGGUCUCCAAGUCGGAUUUGGAGUCCCACGCGGGGAAGCUGACUGCGGAGCAGGAACUGGGCAGCGCCGUGCGGAGCCAGUCUGCCAACCAGCCCGGCUGGAGGGGGGAGCUGCAGGCCGAAGGGGCCGUCGGAGGAGCUGCCACUGGAGAGGACGGGCCCAAGCCUGACCGGUCCAGCAGCAUCAAGCGCAUGCAGGCCAUAAGGCGGAGGCAUAACGCGGGCAGCAACCCCACCCCCCCGUCCUCAGUGAUGGGGUCCCCACCCAGUUUACAGGACCUGCAGCGAGGCCGGGCCUCUUCGCACUCUCGUGCGCUCACCCUCCCCUCUGCCCUGCAGUUCGCCAGCUCCCUCCUGCUGCCGCGAGGGGCCAUCCACGAAGCCUGCAACUUCGACGACACGUCUGAAGGUGCCGUGCACUACUUCUACGACGAGAGCGGGGUCCGACGCUCAUACACUUUUGGACUAGCCGGGGGCGGCUACGAGAAUCCUGUGGCACAGCAAGUCAGUGCGGAGCACGGAACCAACAGUGGCUGGGACAGGCAUUCACAUUCCUCCAGCUUCAACUCUGCAGAGGUGCCGGAAGGGACGCCUGCCCUUACACUGCUGCAGCCACGCCCCGUGGUUCUUCAGGGCAUGCAAGUGCGCCGGGUGCCACUGGAAAUCCCUGAGUUCGACCUUCUGGACCAGGAAUCGCUGCACGAAUCCCAGGAGAACACACUGAUGAUUGAGGACAAAUGCCACCCGCGCCAAUACUACAAGUUCUGGGUGCUGCCCGGACGCUGGAUGCGAGUGCGCUACGACCGCCUGGCCUUGCUGGCUCUGCUGGACCGGAACCGGCGAGUGGCAGAAAAUGUGUUUGUGGUGGUGCUGGUGAGCCUGGUAGCUUUCCUUGGAUACCUCCUCCUCCUCCAGGGCUUCUUCCGGGACAUUUGGGUGUUCCAGUUCUGCGUGGUCAUCGCCAGCUGUCAAUACUCUCUGCUGAAGAGUGUCCAACCUGAUGCUGCUUCGCCGAUGCAUGGGCACAACUGGAUCAUCGCCUACAGCCGCCCCAUUUACUUCUGCGUGGCGUGCCUCUUGAUUUGGUUUCUGGACUUCUGCGCCCAUGCCAUGCCCCUCCCACCCGUCUCCUUCUACAACCUCACCCUCUUCUCCGCCGGCUUCUUCUACUGCGCCCGAGAUGUGGCGAUCGUUUUCACCCUCUGCUUCCCGGCCAUCUUCCUCUUUGGACUCCUCCCCCAAGUCAACACUUGCUUCAUGUACCUUCUGGAGCAAGUGGACAUGAACAUCUUUGGUGGAACAGCUGCCACCAGUCCCCUCACCGCCUUUGUUGCUCUCCUGCGCAGCCUCCUCGUGGCCGCCCUUCUGUAUGGUUUCUGCCUUGGGGCCAUCAAGACUCCGUGGGGUGACCAGCACGUGCCCGUCCUCUUCUCCGUCUUCUGUGGCCUCCUCAUGGCACUCUCGUAUCACCUGAGCCGCCAGAGCAGUGACCCUACUGUGCUCUGGUCUUUGAUACGGAGCAAGCUUUUCCCUGAAUUUGAAAACCGCAAUGUGGAGAGCCCCCCACUUGGAAUUAAGGAUCCGCUGCCUGAGAAACUACGCAGCUCCCUGCGGGAGAUCCUUCACUCAGACCUGGUCAUGUGCCUUGUCAUCGCUGUCCUGACAUUUGCCAUCAGUGCCAGCACCGUCUUCAUCGCUCUUGAGUCUGUUCUAGGUUACGUGCUCUACGCUUUGGCCGGCCUGGUGGGCUUCGUCACUCACUACCUGCUGCCCCAGCUGCGGAAGCAGCUGCCCUGGUUCUGCCUCUCGCAGCCGGUGCUGAAGCCACGCGAGUACAGCCAGUUCGAAGUGCGCAGUGCUGCCCAGCUGAUGUGGUUUGAGAAGCUCUACGCCUGGCUACAGUGUGUUGAGAAAUACUUCAUCUACCCAGCUGUGGUGCUCAACGCUCUCACCAUCGAUGCCCACUUUGUCAGCACUCCUCGGCAGGACAAGUUCUGCAUCUAUUGCCGAGCCCUCCUCAUCACCAUUGCAGGCAUGAAACUUCUGCGCUGCUCCUUCUGCUGCCCCCCUCAGCAGUACGUCGCCCUGGGCUUCACUGUCCUCUUCUUCCAGUUUGACUACAAGCAGUAUUCCGAGCGCUUCCUCACCGACUACUUUGUCAUGUCCAUCCUCUUUAGCAAGCUGUGGGACCUCUUAUACAAGCUCCGGUUUGUGCUCACCUACAUCGCCCCCUGGCAGAUCACGUGGGGCUCUGCUUUCCACGCCUUCGCUCAGCCGUUCGCCGUACCUCACUCUGCAAUGCUGUUUGUCCAGGCUGUUCUAUCUGCUCUGUUCUCCACCCCUCUCAACCCGUUGCUGGGCAGCGCCGUCUUCAUCAUGUCCUAUGCUCGCCCCGUCAAGUUUUGGGAGCGCGACUACAACACCAAGAGGGUUGACCAUUCCAACACCCGACUGGCUACGCAGCUUGACCGCAACCCAGGUGCCGAUGACAACAACCUGAACUCCAUCUUCUACGAGCACCUGACACGCUCCUUGCAGCACACGCUCUGCGGGGACCUGAUCCUGGGGCGCUGGGGCAACUACACCACAGGGGACUGUUUCAUCCUGGCCUCGGACUACCUGAAUGCCCUCGUGCACCUCAUCGAGAUUGGCAAUGGCUUGGUGACCUUCCAGCUGCGGGGCCUCGAGUUCCGUGGUACCUACUGCCAGCAGCGAGAGGUGGAAGCCAUCACGGAGGGGGUGGAGGAGGACGAGGGCUGCUGCUGCUGCGAGCCGGGCCACCUGCCGCGCAUGCUGAGCUUCAACGCAGCCUUUGGGCAGCGCUGGCUGGCCUGGGAGGUGGCUGCCACCAAGUACGUCCUGGAGGGCUACAGCAUCAGCGACAACAACGCCGCCUCCAUGCUCCAGGUCUUCGAUCUUCGGAAGAUCCUCAUCACUUAUUACGUCAAGAGCAUCAUCUAUUAUGUGACUGGCUCUCCAAAGCUCGAGGAGUGGCUGGGCAACGAGGGGAUCCAGGAGGCCCUCCGGCCCUGCACCUCUCUGAACUACGCAGACAGCGACCCCACCUUCAACCUCAACAUAGACGAGGAUUACGAUCACCGCAUGGCAGGCAUCACCCUGGCUUCCUUCUGCAACAUCUACCUCGACUGGAUCCAGUACUGUGCUAGCCGCAGGGAGAAGCCGGUGGACCGGGAGUGGAACUCCCCUCUGGUCACCCUGUGCUUUGGGCUCUGCAUCCUGGGGCGCCGGGCCUUGGGCACUGCCUCCCACAGCAUGUCAGCCAGCCUGGAGCCCUUCCUGUACGGCCUGCAUGCACUGUUCAAGGGGGACUUCCGAAUCACUUCACCCCGCGAUGAGUGGGUCUUUGCUGACAUGGACCUGCUGCAUCAUGUGGUGGCACCCGGAGUGCGCAUGUCACUCAAGCUACACCAGGACCAUUUCACCUCCCCGGAUGAGUACGACGACCCAGCUGUGUUGUACGACGCCAUACGGUCGAACGAGGAGAAGAUGGUGAUCUCACACGAGGGCGACCCCGCUUGGCGCAGUGCCAUCCUCACCAACACACCUGCCCUGCUGGCCCUGCGACACGUGAUGGACGACGCCAGCGAUGAGUACAAGAUUAUCAUGCUCAACAAGCGCUACCUCGGAUUCCGGGUCAUCAAGGUGAACCGGGAAUGUGUGCGGGGUCUGUGGGCCGGGCAGCAGCAGGAGCUGGUGUUUCUCCGGAACCGGAACCCCGAGCGCGGCAGCAUCCAGAAUGCCAAGCAGGCCCUGCGCAACAUGAUCAACUCCUCCUGCGACCAGCCCAUCGGAUACCCCAUCUACGUCUCUCCCCUGACCACAUCGUACGCCGGCAGCCACCCGCAGCUGCGCUCGCUGUGGGGGGGCCCCAUCAGCUUGCACAAUAUCUCCGCUUGGUUCAUACGAAGCUGGGAGAGGUUGCAGAAAGGCUGUGGGGCUGGUUGCAAUAGCGGAGGGAACAUUGAGGAUUCGGACUGCGGUGGCGGCUCUUCCUCCCUCAGCAAUAAUCCCACCGUGCACGGGUCUCAGGCUCCUGGGAGCACCGCUCACAGUGUGGGCACAGGGGCUGCAAACCCCGCCGAACCCGUCAUCACCACUGCCCAGCCUCAGGCAGAACUAGAGUCCGGCCUUCCUCUGCCUCCGAGCCAAAGCUGGCUGGUCCAGCCCCAGCCGGCGGGCCCCUUGCUGAGCCAGGGCGAAGGACGGCCCCCACCCACGCCGGCUGCAUCGUGGCCCCCCGGUCCGCAUUUCUUGGGAAGCCAGCUUUCCUGCGCCAGCUCCUUGGCUUCUGUGGCUGAGGGGCCGGGACGUGCCCCUCUGCCUCUCCGCCCAGGGCUCGGGGCCCACUCUGCAUUUGCCUACGAGGGCCUCUGUGGCAAAUGGAGCCUGCCCAGCCGCAAGGGACUGAACGGGCUGGGCGGGAGCGAGAGCGACGUCCCCCCUGGAACACCCUCGCCCCGCACCAAGGACAACGCUGCUCUAUCAUCUCCCGCUGUGGCUGCGCUGGGGACUCAGGGUGUUGGUGGGAGCCCUAAACCUCAGCCCUCUAUCCCAGGACCAGUCCCUGAGGCCACCAGCGACUCCACGCCCCCCUUGCCUCUGGAACCAUCAAUGACACCCGGAGGGAACUGCAGCCCCCCAGAACCUGCCCCAGUUGUGGCUGAGUGGGAGAGGCAGCGAGAGGAAGAGGAGAGCCCAGCAGCCGUGCAGCCCCUCCUAGAACACCAGUACUGAGUGGGGUGGGGCGGGGCUGUUUCAUCUCCUACAGAAUUACGGGCUGGUCCCGUUUGACUCUUACUCUGCCGCCCCCCUUUUUUGGGGGGGGGAAUGCACUCUGAUUCCGCUUUCCCUCAUUCAGGACCAUGGACAGCAAUAAGGGGAGUGGGGGCUGCUCCUUUCAUGCCCUGCUACAGCCUUCUGUGCCCCCAUUUCUUGCCUCGCCUCCCUCCUUGCCUGCAGGGGCAGGCUCAGUCUACCCGAAAGGUUAGAGGAGGGGGGAGGACCCCAUGCACUGCCCCCUUUUUCUCUCCCACAACCGCUG